UGCCUUCAGUGUAUAAAAACCAACAUUUACGCAGAUCGGCAUUCAACUAAUCCUCAGGCAACAUGAGUCUCAGCGGGAAGGACAAGGACGUAGUCAAAGGCUUCUGGUCUAAAGUGGCUGGGAAGUCCGGGGAUGUCGGCGCUGAUGCCCUGAACAGGAUGCUAAAGGUGUAUCCGCAGACCAAGACCUACUUCGCCCACUGGAAGGACCUGAGCGCCGGCUCUGCCGAGGUGAAGAAGCACGGACAAGUCGUGAUGAACGGAGUUGGACUGGCUGUGUCCAAAAUCGACGACCUGAAUGCAGGUCUGCUGGACCUCAGCGAGCUGCACGCCUUCACUCUGCGCGUGGACCCUGCCAACUUCAAAAUUCUGUCCCACAACAUCCUUGUGGUCAUGGCCAUCAUGUUCCCCGAGGAAUUCACCCCUGAGGUCCAUGUGUCUCUGGACAAGUUCCUGGCUGCCCUGGCUCGUGCCCUGGCUGAGAAAUACAGAUAAAGUGCAAAUAGGAGCAAGUGACGGACAGCAGAAUGAUCCUGUGUGCUCUCUGUGUACUCUCUGUCACUGUCAACAUGAAUAAAAGAUCAAAUGCAAUCAAA
This is a messenger RNA of Centropristis striata (black sea bass), 595 nucleotides long. RefSeq names its product hemoglobin embryonic subunit alpha-like. Gene Ontology annotation, cellular component: haptoglobin-hemoglobin complex; blood microparticle; hemoglobin complex. The transcript is spliced from 3 exons. Lineage: Eukaryota; Metazoa; Chordata; Actinopteri; Perciformes; Serranidae. Gene Ontology annotation, molecular function: haptoglobin binding; heme binding; oxygen carrier activity. The record is from RefSeq and is a predicted model, not a curated record. Gene Ontology annotation, biological process: hydrogen peroxide catabolic process; oxygen transport. The coding region runs from base 63 to 494 and encodes 143 amino acids.